This is a messenger RNA of Drosophila obscura, 798 nucleotides long. RefSeq lists its product as uncharacterized. Lineage: Eukaryota; Metazoa; Arthropoda; Insecta; Diptera; Drosophilidae. The transcript has 2 exons. The record is from RefSeq and is a predicted model, not a curated record. The coding region runs from base 1 to 798 and encodes 265 amino acids.
AUGGGUUGUUGUUCGAGCAGCAUGAAAAUCAAAGAGCUGACAGCCAGGCCAGAGCUGGAUGGCAGCAUCUACUUGGCGGCAGGCAACGGCAAUGGUGGCAGUGGCAAGCGGCUGUACAGCAGUCGCAACAGCAGCGGCAUGGGCAGCAGCAGCAGCUCCUGCAGCAACAGCAGCAAUCGUAGCAUCUGGAGCCGCUCCAGGGCCAUCUGCGAUGACUUCUCCGAGCAGCCACAGCAGCAGCAGCAAGGGUCAGAGCAGGAGCAGGAGCUGGAGCUGGAGCGCUCCUGUGGCUACUACACAUGCAGCAGCUCGGCCUCAACGCCCACAAAGCAGCAGCAGCGCCAACUGAUGCGCACCCAGGACAUGGGCAACAGUUCCCAGGAGUCCACUGAAUCCACACCGAUGGUCAGCAAUCUCGAGUGGGAGAUGUACAUGAUGCAGCAGGCGCAGCGCAUUAUGCCAAAGACCUCGUCGCCCAUCAGCCAGCGACGCGCUGCGGCUGGCGGUGACUCCUACAACAAGUGGCGCAACUAUCUGCAGGGCACACCCGCCCACAUGCUGCACAAUGUCAGCCACAUACCGGAGGCCAUUGCCGGCCACUUCUGCCCCACCACCUUUCCGGCCUUUAGCGAUCUAGAGGAAAUGGAGAGUGCGGCCAAGCGCUUCAAGGUGGAUGUGCAAAUCGAGGAGGAGGGGAAGGAGGAGGAAAUGGAGGCAAUGGAGCAGGAGCAGGAGCCACUGUACACCACCUCACAGCUGCUGGCGGGGCAUACGCACACCAUCACCACAGACCUGUAG